Messenger RNA from Saccoglossus kowalevskii, 2459 nucleotides. RefSeq lists its product as uncharacterized. Gene Ontology annotation, molecular function: protein binding. NCBI's taxonomy places the organism in Eukaryota, Metazoa, Hemichordata, Enteropneusta, Harrimaniidae. The record is from RefSeq and is a predicted model, not a curated record.
GUCAAGAUGGCAUCGGCUGCUGUGUUCACCUGCUAAUGUUUGUGCAUUUCCUCUAAAACUACGGUUAAACUUCUCAAUUUACGAUGAUUUUAUUGUGACAUGUUCUUCAAAGAAUGUUUGACCAAUAAUGAUGUAUCAAUGCCCAUCAACACACCAUCAUGCCCAAGUCAUUUGAAGAUAAAUCCAAGACUGUUCUCACAACUUUUGAAAGUUGUAAUCGAGACCAACAGAAUGAGAUACUGAUAAGACUGCUCCUCAAGUGCCAGCCGCUACAGCUAAGAUUCUUAUAUGCUGAACUUAAGCCGCUGCUAGCAGUUGAUUUUGUAGCCUACCUACCCAGAGAACUUACUGAGAGGAUAUUCUAUUAUUUAUCACCCAGUGAUCUGUGUAAAAUAGCAUGUUGUAAUAAAUUAUGGAGAGAGAGAUCCAAUCAUGAUCCUAUAUGGCAGAAUUUGUGUAUCAGCAAAGGAUGGUCAUCAUAUGGCAGUGAUUUGAUGAUAGAGAGACCGUUUUCACCAAAUGCUGGUACUACGGCCACUUCACCUCGGUACAUUGCACCAGAUACACCAAGUAAUCUGACACCGGUUUGUAAAUGGAAAGAUGUUUACAUGAGAGCUCAUCAUCUAGAUAAUAAUUGGAUAACUGGUAAAUACACGGUUAUACCAGUAUUGAAGGGACAUAAAGAACAAGUUACUGCAUUGGACAGUAAUCACAAAGUAAUAGUAAGUGGUAGUGCAGAUGGAACUGUUAGAGUGUGGGAUAUAUUUACCUAUCAGUGUUUACAUAUAUUUCAAGACCAUACAGACUCUGUAACUUGUUUACAAAUCAAGGACAACAUAGUUGUCAGUGGAUGUGCUGAUAGUAUACUACGUGUUUAUGAUGUGAAAACUGGAAGAUUACUGGACACAUUGAUGGGACAUAACAGAGGAGUAGACAGCGUUUGUUUUGAUGGGAAAACAAUUGUAUCAGCUUCAAGUGACAAAACUAUUAGAGUGUGGUUGUAUCACAGCGGUAAAUGUGUACAUAUAUUGCGUGGACAUCAGGAUGAUAUUGAGUUUUUAACAAUGUACAAAAACAUGGCAGUUUCCACCAGUUGGGAUUCAACCCUUAAACUGUGGCAUCUACGGAGAGGUAUCUGUGUACAUACAUUACAGGGACACAGUGAAGUUGUAUAUUGUUGCCAGUUUGAUGAUAACAUUAUUGUCAGUGGAGGUGGUGAUGGAUUGAUCAAAAUAUGGGAUACAGAAAGUGGUUAUUGUAGACAGACUCUGGCAGGACAUACAGGUGAAGUGUAUUGUUUACAGUAUAAUAGUGAAGUGAUAGCAUCUGGUUCAUCUGAUAGUACAGUUAGAUUGUGGAACCUUCAAGGUAUUUGUUUGAAUGUAAUGAGAGAACACAUUGGUGUUGUACGUUGUCUCUGUAUAUGGGGACCAAGAAUAAUAACUGGUGGCGACAGAAAAAAAAUUGUUGUUUGGGAUGCCAAGACUGGAAGAAAAUUGAAUGUUGCACAUCGUAAUCCAAGUUUACUUCAUAAACUGUGGGUGAAUGAUACCAGAUUAAUCACAGCUUCACCAGAAUCACCAGGCAGUAUUACAGUUCUCAGUUACUGGUAGUAUUGGUACAAUCAUGAGUUUCUACAUUUGAGGUGUGCAGGCUGGGCUGUAUUUUUUACCAUUCACUGAUUAUAACCUAAUAAGUAUGUAAAUACUGUACCUCUGACCAUAUAACAGACUUGAUCUCAAAUUGUCUAUUAAAUCGUUUCAUAUUGUGAUUAACUUUUCAUGAACUUAUUUGAUUUAGGCAAGUAAUCACAAAUAGGAAUAAUGACAGACAUAACUAUAACUGCCAUGGUUUUGAAAUAAGCAGGAAUAAGAAAUAAGCAACAUUUUUUGGGAUUCACAGAAAAUUACUGAAAUGUAACACAUGAUUGAUGCACGUUAGUUUCAUGCACUACCAAACAUUGUCUGGUUUCUUGAGGUAUUAUAUCUAGAAAAAACAACCCAUGUGUUAAUAAUCCUGCUAAAACCAUUACUAAUAGAUCAGUUCUUAUUGUUUUGUCCUGCCAAUACUUGGUGCACUACAAUAUUACACAAAUAAGUUUUUACUGUGAUUUUAGUUGCGUGUGUCUUGUUUAAUCGCUUUAUAUUUUAUAUGAUUUUUUUUAAAUGUAUUUGUAUUUGGUGUGGAUAUGUUUGUGUGAAAUGAUCUGGCAGUACUAACUCUUUACAUUCCAUUCAUCAUAAAAGGCCACACAAAUUUGACUUCAUAUAUUAUGGGCUAAAUGACACAAAAUCCAUGACACAGAAUAUGUUAGACAGAAUUUUUGUUAUUUUAUUUACUGUUAUACAAUCAUGAUCUUCUGUAUCAAAUCGGUCUUUUUAUAUGCACAGUAAUUAUUUUACACUUACUGUGUGUUUUUUUAUAAUAAAAUAAUCUUUUUGUCAGUUUUAUGAUAAUGU